Molecule: messenger RNA, 600 nt
Organism: Phytophthora infestans T30-4
Lineage: Eukaryota; Oomycota; Peronosporomycetes; Peronosporales; Peronosporaceae
Exons: 3
Coding region: 1-600 (199 amino acids)
Molecular function (GO): protein binding
Source: RefSeq, a predicted model, not a curated record
AUGGAACAACGACUAGCUACUGCUCAUUUCCAGAUACUCCCAGCGACAAUAAUUGAGCAUGUGAAUCGAGGUCACCACCUGACAGAGCUCUGGCUUACAAAUCAUCGUUUGGGGUCCCUUCCAGCAGAUAUUUCAGUUUUUAGCAAGCUUCGUGUCCUUGGUCUUGCUGGGAACGCACUUACUGCUUUACCGGAAGAGUUAAAUCAGUUAUCGGAUCUUGAAGCGUUGUAUCUAGAGAAGAAUCAACUUCGAACAGUGCCAAUCAAGGUUACGUUUCCACCCAAGCUACGUGAAUUACGUCUGGAUUAUAACCAGCUCACAAGUUUUCCUACUCAGAUCACGAAGCUGAGACUGCUUAACCGUCUCGGCUUGAGUCACAAUCAACUCAAGGCAGUACCGGAACAAAUUCAUCGUCUUCGUAAUCUUGUGGAGCUAGACUUGGACUACAAUCGCAUCGAUUGUGGUCUUCCUGAUGGGGUUGCAGAGCUUCAAAGACUGGAAAGGAUUGGUCUUGAGGGCAACUUUCUUUCGGAGAAGCCGGCGGUUCUCGACCGUCUGCCGGUGUUGUCGUAUAUCCGACUCAGUGGAAACCCGCCAUGA